UAUCUUUUGGCGCCUGUACGCUGCAUUUGAAAAGAGAGAGAGAGGAACCCCCUCUAGUCUCUACCGAAUUACCAAUCGAUUUCUGGAUGCCUGAAGCAAUGGAGCAACAGCAGAGACAUCAAAAGAUGACCGAAGAACCCGAAGAAGUGGAAGAGAUGCAGCACGGUCCUUUCCCAGUUGAGCAGCUUCAGGCAUCUGGCAUAGCUUCCCUUGACAUAAAGAAGCUUAAGGAUGCGGGUCUCUGCACAGUAGAAUCCGUUGCAUACUCUCCAAGGAAGCAUCUGCUUCAAAUCAAAGGAAUUAGUGAGGCUAAAGUUGACAAGAUCAUUGACGCAGCAUCCAAGCUGGUUCCUUUAGGCUUUACUAGUGCUAGCCAACUCCACUCGCAGAGGCUUGAAAUCAUUCAGAUAACUUCAGGGUCGAGAGAACUUGACAAGAUUUUAGAAGGAGGAAUUGAGACUGGAUCUAUAACUGAAAUCUAUGGUGAAUUUCGCUCUGGAAAGACUCAAUUAUGCCACACAUUGUGUGUUGCUUGUCAACUUCCACUGGAUCAAGGGGGUGGUGAAGGCAAAGCAAUGUACAUCGACGCAGAAGGCACGUUCAGACCUCAAAGGCUUCUACAAAUUGCAGACAGGUUUGGACUGAAUGGUGCUGACGUUUUGGAGAAUGUGGCUUAUGCUAGAGCUUAUAACACUGAUCAUCAGUCAAGGCUUUUGCUAGAAGCAGCUUCAAUGAUGGUAGAAACCAGGUUUGCUCUUAUGAUAGUGGACAGUGCUACAGCUCUCUAUAGAACAGAUUUCUCUGGAAGGGGAGAACUCUCAGCCCGGCAAAUGCAUCUGGCAAAAUUCCUUAGGAGCCUUCAGAAGUUGGCAGAUGAGUUUGGCGUGGCAGUAGUCAUUACCAACCAAGUUGUUGCGCAAGUGGAUGGUUCUGCCAUUUUUGCUGGGCCCCAGAUCAAGCCUAUAGGUGGAAACAUCAUGGCUCAUGCUUCUACAACAAGGCUUGCCCUUCGCAAAGGAAGGGGAGAGGAGCGCACCUGCAAAUUAAUAAGCUCUCCAUGUUUAGCUGAAGCUGAAGCACGAUUUCAGAUCUCCACAGAAGGUGUUACAGAUGUUAAGGAUUGAUCAGUUCCACCUCCUUUUGGUCUUCAACCUGUUUUUUGUACCUAUUUUUGGGCCACAAUUGUGUCCGUUAAUUGUAGAGGAUAAACCAUUGUCAUGGUGGUGCCUAAGACUUGAGAGGCUUGUCUUGGGAGGGGAUGGUGGGGUGGAGGUACCCAAAAAAAAAAGAAGAGAGUAUCCAUCCUACAGAGAUGUUGUCAAAAAGCACGUAAGAUUUCAUGGUUUGAAAGUCUUUAAAUAGAGAGAGAGAGAGAGAGAGAGAGAGAGAGAGAAGCGUGAUUUCCUCUUUGAAUAUUUGCCUUCCUUUUUCUUUGCGUUUUUCCUUUUGAUAUGUUGUAAUAGUAUAAAGAGAUGUUCCAUGUUUUUUCUAUUUUUCAUGUUUUAGUCCAAAGAAAUCUGAGUACUUCUCAAUUGAAAGCCAAAUGGUUACUUGCUC
Messenger RNA from Macadamia integrifolia, 1557 nucleotides. RefSeq names its product DNA repair protein RAD51 homolog. Gene Ontology annotation, cellular component: condensed nuclear chromosome. The record is from RefSeq and is a predicted model, not a curated record. The transcript has 9 exons. Gene Ontology annotation, molecular function: ATP binding; ATP-dependent DNA damage sensor activity; single-stranded DNA binding. Gene Ontology annotation, biological process: DNA recombinase assembly; mitotic recombination-dependent replication fork processing; reciprocal meiotic recombination. The coding region runs from base 87 to 1124 and encodes 345 amino acids. Lineage: Eukaryota; Viridiplantae; Streptophyta; Magnoliopsida; Proteales; Proteaceae.